Lolium rigidum is the source of this 816-nucleotide messenger RNA. RefSeq names its product vacuolar protein sorting-associated protein 13-like. The transcript has 6 exons. The record is from RefSeq and is a predicted model, not a curated record. Bases 9 to 548 code for a protein of 179 amino acids. Gene Ontology annotation, biological process: protein retention in Golgi apparatus; protein targeting to vacuole. Lineage: Eukaryota; Viridiplantae; Streptophyta; Magnoliopsida; Poales; Poaceae. Gene Ontology annotation, cellular component: extrinsic component of membrane.
CCGCCGCCAUGUUCGAGGGGGUGGUGAGCCAGGUGCUCGCCGGCCUGCUCGGCCGCUACGUCAAGGGCAUCCAGAAGGAGCAGCUGAAGAUCGGCAUCUGGAACGAGGAAAUCCUACUGGAAAACGUGGAGCUCAUUCUGGAAGCCUUCGACUACCUGCAGCUGCCGUUCGCGCUUAAGACCGGACGAAUUGGGAAGCUAAGCAUAAAGAUUCCGUGGAAGAAACUCGGGUGGGACCCUAUCAUUAUCGUCAUCGAAGAUGUGUUCGUGUGUGCGUGUCCACGGGAGGAUUCCGAGUGGGGAUCCGAGUCUCUUGAUAAGAGGGAACUGGCUGGGAAAUUGGCCAAACUUAAUGCAAUAGAGCUUGCUAAAUUUUCCAGGAGAGUCACAGAUAACCAAACGGGACAAUCACUUCUAUCUUACAUGUCAGCAAAGAUACUGGACAACAUCCAAGUUUCCAUACGAAAUGUUCACAUCAUAUAUGCUGAAUCCCACAAAGAUCAGGUAUUCAUGUUUAUGUCGUACGUUCUUUUUCUGUGGAUUGAGUGAUGUGUACAAUCUCUAUUUUAGUCACAUGGAAUUAUGCUUUUGUUGCCAGAUGGAAAAAGUUAGGAAGUAUUUGAAGCUACUAAUUACUGGGAAAAAAAUCAAUUGCAAACCCAUUUUUGGGUGGUAUGCUAUCAUGGGGACGGUUGGGUUUAACUUGUAUUGAUCAGAUUUAGAGGGACUUAGGUGGAUUAUUUGUUGCGUUAUUUCUAAAUCUAUGAAGAGGCCAUUUCCAAAAUACUCAUCCAUGUGGCUCCUACAUCGUGACCAU